CUAUAAUGCCACUCGACCACGAUACUUCCCUCCCCGCCUCCAAUAAGACCAUCUCCAAGUCUGCACCAAGCAAGAAGAGGUCGCAUUCAGAGUACCUUCUCGAUAUUAACUCCCGGUUCAAGCGUCUCACGGAAGACGUCUUCCCUCACCACCCAUACCUCCUCACCGUGCCGACGGAGAAACCGUUCCGGCUGGGUUCCCGAACAGUGACAAACUGGGCUGUUGGCAAGGGCUGCUUGUUUGCGCCAGAGGAGGAGCAGCUCCAGUACAUGACGUUUCUGUCUCGUCAGGCCGAAGACACUCUCCUGGUCGCCGUGGGGGGAUGGUCCGAUGGGAAUGGAAAUAUCAUCGAGGAGGAUGAACCUAGAAUACAUGCAGUGAAGAUGAGAAACAAUCCGUCACAGAACAGUCAGCAGAAAAAGAAAAUAAGUUUCAAGGACUACAAGAAAGCGUUGGAGACAUCCGUUCCGCCAACUCCCGCGUUGGGAUCUAGCAACAAGACCGAACCCUCACCUCUCAAGCAGGACGUUCCGUCGAACAGAAGGGGCCAAUGCCCUAAAGCUUCUACUUCUACGAAGGAGGAUGUUGCUCCCAAGAGAAGGCCGGAAUCACCGUCUUCAAAGCCUGUUGAUGAAUCUUCACCGCCCCAUCGCAAGAAGCCACGAUCCGAAAAGGACAGUGAAGAGGAUUCAGACAAACCCCUUAUACAAUUAAAGAAACCGCCAGCCGUUCCUGAGUUACUUUCACCUACUCUUCCUCCGGACACCACUGGCCCGAGUAUACCUCCUCUGCUCUCUCCAACGCUCCCUCCUGAACUUGAAGAAGAAAUAUCGCUUUCAGAGGAGAGCAAAAAGGCACCACCAUCCGCGGCUAGGAAAAGUCUUCCCAAGCCUACGGGUAGCCACUCUGAUGCGACCAAAUCCAAGUCCAUAGAACGUAACCGGCCCCGCGAAGACUCAUUUUCCAGUACCAAGGGAGAUACCAAGCUUAAAACGCCAAAUACUUCAUUCGCUGCGAAACCUGGAGUGAAAAGCUCCCCAAUUCCUGCUCCGCUGACAAAUCGUCCCAUUAAGAAAGUUACUGUUACCGCACAAGGCAGUGUUGUGCCAUCGUCCUCCGCUGGCAGGUCGGCGCCUGCAACUCCAGCAAAGCCGAGACUCGUUGUUAGACUUAAGUACGGGCGCCAAAACAGAAAGCGAAUCGAAGCGCUGUUGAAAAUAACCAGGCGCAAAGCUCCAGCUGAGAAACGCCCGGCAAAACCUCAGGAGGAUGUACUAGAUCAAAAAGAAAUUAAGCCACCCUCGACUUUAAAAGCUCCUGAAAAACAGCGAGAAUCGUCCCUGGGAAGUAAACGUCCUCCACCAAUAGAUGACAUUCCUUCCGAAGGCCCAGCGCGUAAGAAGCCAAAAGCGACCGCGCCGACAUCUUCCGAGCCAAAAGGUACACCCAACUCUAAAACUUCCGGCCAGCAGCCCAAGGCCCAAUUUCCAACUCCCAAAAAGGAAGUGAAACCCGGUACCAAAGGAACUUCUAUGCGACGUACAGAAUCUACAGAUAGCGAAGCAAAACCGUCAAUAGCUAAAGCAGCUGGUGCACUUGAUGAGAGGCCAACCAGCAAAGCUUCACCGGCAUUAUCCACAGACAACCAGUCCACAAAGUCGCAUGACGCGGAAUGGCGUGCGUGGCGCGAUGAAUGGCAGAAAUACAAGGACCUAGGUCGGGAACUUAAACAUGCAUCUGACCCGCUCGCAGAUCAAGGAAGGUCAGGUGGUUCUCAAAGCAGAGAUGCAAAACUCAGUGCCGCGACUGCUAUUGAAGCUGUUCUUUGUUUCUCCCUUGCAUUCAUCGCGGACGAUAAAUCCAAAUCCCUUAGUCGCCAAACCCGCCAGUCAUCGAACUGGCACUCACUUAUUCCCUACUGGCAGGCCGUUGCCCACCGCACGGCCGCAUAUCCCCACCUACAUGGACUUUGUUUACUUCUAGGUGCUAUAAUCUAUGAAGCUGUCCAUACUCUUGACCUCGACCGCCUCGCUUCCAUUGCGCUUCCGGGUGAACCUUCCAAUAGCCACAAUUCCAACCAGAAAAAUAAGGCGGUCGCUCCCACCCCCGGCAGUGAUGAUGCGGACAUUUCAUCUCAACCUUCGACGCUAGCCCAGGACUCCAAGGUUAUCCGGGAACUAAUCGAUCUCCGCAACCGUCUUCCUCAGUCCCACCGCGAGUCAAAUCGCCUCUGGCUCGAAGGCUGUCGUCUACUCCCCGACGUUAUACUUGCGCGUGAGUAUCCUAUGACGUGGCAACGACGGAGCCGGAACUUUGCCGAAAGAGGUAGAGAGGUGUUGAAGGUUGGGAAGUACAGUGGUGAUUUUUUCCUGCCGAUGCCAAGAAGUGGUGGUAUGGCGCCGGGGACAGGGACGACAGGUGUGAUUGAAGGCAUCCGAUUUGCCACGGUGUUUAUGCGGGAGUGGUGUGAGAAAGAAGACGUUAGGUGGAUUAAUAAAUUGAAGCUUUAGAAGUGGGAGGAGGAAAAGGAGGGAUCUCUGCUGCUAAGAUGGGUCUCUCUUCUUUGCAUCUCUUUUUGAAUCUAAUAUGGCUAAGUAGGUGCUUGGACCUAGGGAGGCAUCUGUUUUUGUUUUCGUUGCAGUUGGACAGGCUUAAACUACAUACCCCAUCUGUCGUCAUUUGCUUUUGUGAUUGAUUUUUAUUUGCUUAUAGCUACAUGUUAGAUAUUUGCCAGUGUGCCUGGAAGGGAGCAUAUGUAGGUGUGUACGAUUUAUACGACUUGCUUUCCCUUUUUUUCUACCCUUAUUUCUGCUACUGAUACCUCCCGCGUCACGCACUUAUAUGUGGUUCAUUAGGUCUUGACUUUGCCAUCACUUGCCUGUCUUUGCAUCUGUUGUCUUGUUUUGUUUUCAUCUCCGCUCUUAAAACGAUACCAUGAACCCGGGGGAGGGGUUGGUUUGUUUUUUUCUCGUCCGGCCUACACAGGAGUGCAUAUGGUGUGAAUGGGAUGUGUGGUUUGACUUUUAUGUAGAGGUAGAGAGAAAAAGAUGCGGCAGUUAACUUAGGUGCUAGUUAAUCAGAGGAUCUAUGAAGUG
Messenger RNA from Coccidioides immitis RS, 3095 nucleotides. RefSeq lists its product as uncharacterized. The record is from RefSeq and is a predicted model, not a curated record. Lineage: Eukaryota; Fungi; Ascomycota; Eurotiomycetes; Onygenales; Onygenaceae. The coding region runs from base 6 to 2510 and encodes 834 amino acids. The transcript has a single exon.